AUGGUAAAACUAUCAAAACCAAUUACCCACUUUCCCAACCUCGCCCAUCCCCUCUCUCUGCUACCUCCCAACUACAACUUCGAACUCAAAAAAGUGCUAUCAACCAUAGCACGCCACAACGUGCAAAAGGUGGGCCUGCAAUUGCCGGAUGGUCUGUUAAAGUACAGCACCAUUCUGUCGGAUGCAAUUGAGGGUAACACCACAGCACGUGUGGUAACACUUGCUGAUGUUGUUUAUGGAGCGUGCUGCGUUGAUACGGAUGCGGAUGUUGAGCUGAUUGUGCAUUAUGGACAUUCCUGUAUUGUGGGAUGUGGGGUGAAGGUGCUUUAUGUUUUUGUGGACGUGUUUUUUGAGAGCGAACAUUUGGAAGGAAUGGUGGGACGGAUGAUUGAGGAGAUGGGUGAAGAGGGCGGUAAUGAGAAGGGUGAAGAGAAGGGUGAGGUGAAGGGUGAGGUGAAGGGUGAAGAGAAGGGUGAAGAGAAGGGUGAGGUGAAGGGUGAGGUGAAGGGUGAGGAGAAGGGUGAAGAGAAGGGUGAGGUGAAGGGUGAGGUGAAGGGUGAGGUGAAGGGUGAGGUGAAGGGUGAGGUGAAGGGUGAGGAGAAGGGUGAAGAGAAGGGUGAGGAGAGGGGUGAAGAGAGGGGUGAAGAGAGGGGUGAAGAGAGGGGUGAAGAGAGGGGUGAAGAGAGGGGUGAAGAGAGGGGUGAAGAGAAUGGCAAGAAAAUGAUGAGCGAGGUGAAUGGCAGAUAUGGGAACAAAGAGAAGGGUGGUAAUAGCAAUUCAACCACCUCUACCAUCUUAAGCACUCCAACCACGUGUAACAAAUCAAUCACAGUGCUAGGAACAGUGCAAUACCGCCACAUCGUAUACAAACUCAACAAAAUGUUCAACCUGCCCACCUACCAGGUAAAGCCCCUAAGCACCGGGGAAGUGCUCGGCUGCACAAGUCCAAAGGUGCACACCCCCAACGUGGUGUUCAUAAGCGAUGGCCGUUUUCACCUCGAAUCGCUGAUGAUCGCAAAUCCAACCGUGCGAUUCUUCCGGUACUGCCCGUUCAACAAGCGCAUGUACCGCGAGCACUACGAUCAUGCACGUAUGCACCGCGUACGUGCACAGCAGCGCUGUGCAUUCAUGCGCUCAAGAACAGUGGGCAUAAUUAACGGCACACUCGGUGCGCAGGGCAACAGCCGUAUCGUGGACAACGUGCACGACGCGCUUGUACGUAUGGGAAAGGAGGUGUACGUGUUUAAUAUGGAGGAGGUGAAGGAGAGCAAUUUAAGGUUUCCGUUCGUUGAAGGGUACGUGCAGGUGUGCUGUCCACGGCUUAGCAUCGAUUGGGGGCAUCUUUACGGCACGUUCAUGCUGUGUGCGUAUGAAGUGUUUAACGAGAGGAUAAAGGAGAUGGACUUCUACAGCAAGGAGGAGAUAAGGCCGUGGAACAAUCACUGA
Vavraia culicis subsp. floridensis is the source of this 1446-nucleotide messenger RNA. RefSeq names its product diphthamide biosynthesis enzyme Dph1/Dph2 domain-containing protein. Gene Ontology annotation, molecular function: 2-(3-amino-3-carboxypropyl)histidine synthase activity. Bases 1 to 1446 code for a protein of 481 amino acids. The transcript has a single exon. Lineage: Eukaryota; Fungi; Microsporidia; Pleistophoridae. The record is from RefSeq and is a predicted model, not a curated record. Gene Ontology annotation, biological process: protein histidyl modification to diphthamide.